AUGAAGUGGAAUAACAUUACCCUGGCAACAGUCUUCCUUUCUCUGGCUGUACCUGGAACUGUAGGAAAUAUCAUAGUAUUCAUAAGGUAUGUGUACACUUCUGCUUUGGGGACUGAGAAAAAGCCCAUGGACCUUAUCCUCAUCCACUUGGCAUUUUCUAAUAUGAUCAUUAUUUGUACCACAGGGAUCACAGACAUAGCCACACUGUUUUAUUUCAAAAACUUCCUCGGAGAUAUUGGCUGUAAAGCUAUGGUUUUUCUGGCAAGGAUGGCACGGGGUUUAUCCAUCUGUACCACCUGUCUCCUCAGCAUGGUCCAGGCUGUCACCAUCAGUCCCAGGACCACCCUUUGGACAAAGCUAAAACCACAGACCUCAUGGCAAGUCCUUCCCUUUUUCCUCAUCUUUUGGAUGGUUAAUGUUCUCAUAAGCUCCUACUUAGUCUUCUACAUCAAAUCAGGGAACAGCUUGAACAUGUCUCUACCUGGAAUAUUCACUGACCAUUGCUAUAUGCUGCCAUCAAGACAUAAAAUCAAGUGGCUUUUCCUCUCCCUCAUGACCCUUCGUGAUGUCAUCUUUCAGAGUCUGAUGGGCUGGAGCAGUGGGUCCAUGGCUCUCCGUCUCUAUGAGCAUCACAGGCGUGUCCUCUACCUUCACAGCUCCAGGUGUGCACACAAUUCCCCUCCAGAAAUCAGAGCUACCUGGAGCGUUCUCAUUCUAAUGACCUGCUUCCUUUUCUUCUACUGGGUAGAUUUCAUUCUCUCCUUAUACACUGGUUUCACAGGGGCACAUGAUUCUAUUUUACUAAAUAUUAAAGCAGUUUUAGAAUUUGGCUAUGCUAGUUUCAGUCCUUAUGUUAUAAUUAGCAGAGACAUCCGUGCUCCUAAUGUCUUGCACGCUCACUGA
Messenger RNA from Chionomys nivalis (European snow vole), 903 nucleotides. Its product is annotated as putative vomeronasal receptor-like protein 4. The transcript has a single exon. The record is from RefSeq and is a predicted model, not a curated record. Gene Ontology annotation, molecular function: pheromone receptor activity. Bases 1 to 903 code for a protein of 300 amino acids. Lineage: Eukaryota; Metazoa; Chordata; Mammalia; Rodentia; Cricetidae. Gene Ontology annotation, cellular component: membrane. Gene Ontology annotation, biological process: G protein-coupled receptor signaling pathway.